Sodiomyces alkalinus F11 is the source of this 4203-nucleotide messenger RNA. Its product is annotated as P-loop containing nucleoside triphosphate hydrolase protein. Gene Ontology annotation, molecular function: ATP binding; nucleic acid binding; RNA helicase activity. The coding region runs from base 126 to 3731 and encodes 1201 amino acids. The record is from RefSeq and is a predicted model, not a curated record. The transcript has 3 exons. Lineage: Eukaryota; Fungi; Ascomycota; Sordariomycetes; Glomerellales; Plectosphaerellaceae.
CCCUCCCCGGAUUUUGACUACAGCACUCGCAUAGACAGUUGGUUCACGGGGCUCUUCCAAGGACAACCACAGCUCUAAAGUAGCUCUCACCAAAACUUGUCUCGCUGAGCCUCGGGACCUAUACAAUGGCUCGGACCAGGGACUCGCGCUCACCAUCGCCUGCAGGAAGUUACCACGGCUCAAGACGGCGAAGAGAUGAUGACCGCCGCGGUCGGGACCGUCGCGACGAUGGCCGCGACCACCGUCGUCGUGGCCGGUCUCGAAGUCCUGGCAAUCCCCGAUACAAUGACCGCGAACGCGAACGCGACCGGGACGCGUAUCGCCGACGAGACCGAUCCCUAGAUCGUCGAGACGACUCUUACCGAGGAAGCAGGCGUGGCCAUGACCGCCACAGAGACCGGCGUCGAUCCCGCGAUCGGACUCCCGAUCGGAGACGACGAGAUGACGACAGGGAUUCCCGCGCAAGGCGAGACGCAUCGCGCGAUCGGGGCGGCAGUCGCCCUGUGGCCACGGCCGCCUCUCCCGGCCGAAGUCGGCGUGAUGGCGACCGCAGCCGCAGCCGCACCCGCACCCGCGAGCCCGCCACGCCGCAAAGCGCUGGCGGCAACGAGACCCCCAAGCCGAAGCCCACCCAGGCCCAGACCGAGGCCGAGAAGAAGGCUGAACGCCUCGCUCGCCUCGAAGCCUGGAAGAAGAGCAGAGAGACCAAGAAAGAAACCGAAGUCAAUCCUGUUCAGACCCGGAAUCUGCUAGCCGAAAUGGAUCAGAAGGAGUCGUCGGCCACCGGAUCCCCCAGUGCGCCGCCCAGUGAAGCGGCGACGCCUACCCAAUACACUGGCAAGUUUGAUCCGAAGGCCAUAGCUAAGAAGUCGGCCGCGACGUCUCAGAAGCAAGGUACUGCUAACGGUGUUUGGGGAAGCGUCGACGGUGCCGAAAAGGUGGCAGCACCUGUGAAAACUGCCUCGCAAGCGUCUGCACUCCCGGCAAACAGAAGCAACUUGAGUGCCUUCGGCUUCCAAAGGGCCGAGAACGACAAACUCCCCAGCAAACGAAAACUUGUCCUCGACGAAGACGACGAAACCAAGAGGAAACUGACGAAACUUCCCGCUCUUCCCCUCGAAGCCGAUGACACUCCGUACGCUGAUCAAGAUGACGAUGAAUCCGACGCUGACAAUUUCGCCGGGACGGAGGAAGAAGCAGCGGCUGCCGCACGUGCUGCGCACGAGAGGCGGGAAAGGGAAAUGCAGCAAGAGCAAGACGCCCAGGCUGAGGCGACGGGCGAUGUCGAGAUGGCCGAUGCCGAGGCCCCAGCCGAAACGAACACGAACGGAAUACAAAAUGGACAAAAAUCACCCGGUGACGACCAAGGUGUGGCCAGAAUGACAGGCGUGACCGCUGAUACGGAGCAAGGCAAGGUUCCUCCUGCCGAUGUCGAUGUCGAUGUCGAUGUCGAGGACGAGGUCGAGGACGAGGAUGAGAUCGAGGACGACGAGGUAGACCCCUUGGAUGCUUUCAUGGCUGGGUUGGACGACGGCACGGCCUCGACGUUGAAGAACGGGUCCAAGGCGAGUAGUUCCAAGGCUCAAGAGCCCGAAGCGUACUUUAGCGAUGAUGACUACGCUUUCAAGCCAGAGAAUGGAAAACCCAAUGCCGUCCUAGCCAUGGCCGCCAAACGCAAGAAGAAGGACAUCCCCAGCGUCGACUACACCAAGAUCGAUAUGCCAACCAUCCGCAAGAACUUCUGGGUCGAGCCCGCAGAGCUGAGCAACCUGACCGAAGCCGAGACGAACGAGCUGCGCUUGGAGCUGGAUGGCAUCAAGGUGUCUGGAAAAGACGUCCCCAAACCCGUCCAGAAAUGGGCGCAAUGCGGAUUGACUCGACAGACGCUGGACAUCGUCGCUGACCUAGGCUACGAGAAGCCGACGCCCAUCCAGAUGCAAGCUCUGCCAGCGCUGAUGUCUGGUCGGGACGUCAUCGGCGUUGCCAAGACGGGCUCGGGAAAGACGAUGGCCUUCCUCCUGCCCAUGUUCCGCCACAUUAAGGACCAGCCGCCUCUGAAGGACAUGGACGGCCCAGUUGGUUUGAUCAUGACGCCCACGCGCGAGCUGGCAGUGCAGAUUCACAGGGACUGCAAGCCGUUCCUCAAGUCCAUGGGCCUGCGCGCCGUAUGCGCCUACGGAGGGGCGCCCAUUCGCGAUCAGAUCGCCGAGCUCAAACGCGGCGCCGAAAUCAUCGUGUGCACGCCCGGCCGCAUGAUCGACUUGCUAGCCGCCAACCAGGGCCGGGUGACGAACCUGCGACGAGCCACGUACAUCGUGCUGGACGAAGCGGACCGCAUGUUCGACAUGGGCUUCGAGCCACAGGUCAUGAAGAUCUUCGCCAGCAUGCGGCCCGACCGACAGACCAUCCUGUUCUCGGCGACGAUGCCCCGCAUCAUCGAUUCUCUGACCAAGAAGGUGCUCAAGUCGCCCGUCGAGGUCACCGUUGGUGGACGCAGUGUGGUCGCCCCGGAGAUCACGCAGAUCGUGGAGGUUUUGGACGAAGGCGCCAAGUUCUUCCACCUUCUUGGUCUCCUAGGCGAGCUAUACGAUAAGGACGAGGAUGCUCGAACCCUCAUCUUUGUGGAACGCCAGGAGAAGGCCGAUGACUUGCUCAAAGAGCUCAUGACUAAGGGGUACCCUUGCAUGUCCAUCCACGGCGGUAAGGACCAGGUCGACCGAGAUUCCACCAUUUCCGACUUCAAAAAGGGCAUCGUGCCUAUCUUGAUUGCCACAUCCGUGGCCGCCCGUGGUUUGGACGUGAAGCAACUGAAGCUCGUCGUCAACUACGACGCCCCCAAUCAUUUGGAAGACUACGUCCACCGAGCCGGACGAACGGGAAGAGCCGGGAAUACGGGCACUGCGGUAACGUACAUCACCGAGGACCAGGAGAACUGUGCGCCCGGAAUCGCCAAGGCCCUGGAGCAGAGCGGCCAGCCCGUUCCCGAGCGGCUGAACGAGAUGCGAAAGGCGCACAGGGAGAAGGUCAAGGCCGGCAAGGCCAAGGACACAUCCGGGUUCGGCGGGAAGGGUCUUGACAGACUCGACGCAGAGAGAGAGGCGGCACGCAUGCGCGAGCGCAAAACGCACAAGGCCGAGGGCGAGGAGGAGGAUGUCAAGGAAGAGAAAAACGACGAAGACAAGGCGAAGAAGUCGGCGUCGGCCAUCCAGGCCGCGGCAUCUGCGAUUGUGGCACGGCAGACCUCCAAGCCCGAGGCCGACGCCAAGGACAACAAGGAGCCCAAGGCGACGCCCGCGCCGGGCGGCAAGCAGCCCCUCGACAAGGUCAGCGCGGCCAUCAGCGCCAUCAACCAACGUCUGGGCAAGGCGGGCCAGCUGCGCACGGGCCAGCCCAUCGACAACAAGGGUCCCGACGCCGGUGCCUACCACGCCACGCUGGAGAUCAACGACUUCCCCCAGAAGGCCAGGUGGGCCGUCACCAACCGGACCAACGUGGCUAAGAUUCUCGAAGCCACGGGGGUGUCGAUUACCACCAAGGGCACGUUCUACCCGCUUGGCAAGGAGGUGCCGGCGGGGGCCGACCCCAAGCUGUAUAUCCUGGUGGAGGGCGACACGGAGGUUGUGGUCGGGGCCGCCAUGACGGAACUGACGCGGCUGCUUGAGGAGGGCACCGUCGCUGCCACGACUGCGGACAGCCGCGCCCCGGCUUCGGGGAGAUACAGUGUUGUGUAAGGUACGGUUGCUCGGGCCGGCGAAGAAGAAAAAAAGAUCACAUCUGGCAUUGGGACGGCGCGGUUGCGACUUGAGUGUUGGGAAGGGCGUUUCUUUGUCCUUUUUUUCUUUCUUUUUCUGUUUUCUUCCUUUUCGGUACAAUUGAAUCCCGUUUCAAUACCUGGUGGGGGGGGAAGGGGGCGGCGGUGGUGUAUGUAUUUUCCAAUCCGGGUUAACUCGACGCGGUAAUAUCUACGGGGUCACUGUCGUUGAGACUCAUCCUUGUUCCCUUGAACACGGAGUAUAAUAGAACGAACAUUCAUUCAGUUAUACUGCCCUUAAAAAUGAAAAUACUGUGACCAUCCGCUUCUCGAAUGCAUGUACAAAAUAACACGGAGACAGAUUCCCUCCCCUGUCCUCCCCUCUUGUCCCCUUGGCAGUCCUGUUUGAAAGCCAACUUCAGCAGAUGAGGAUGAACACCUAUCAGUCAAAA